Messenger RNA from Rubroshorea leprosula, 1785 nucleotides. NCBI's taxonomy places the organism in Eukaryota, Viridiplantae, Streptophyta, Magnoliopsida, Malvales, Dipterocarpaceae. The record is from the annotation of a GenBank genome assembly.
CGUCCCAAUUUUUUUUUCCUUUUUCGCGCCUCAAUCGCUGUAACCUUUUCAACUGUGUUUUUGUUUCUCGAUUCUUCCUUUCAAUUUCACUCACCAAUCACAUUCUCCAUUUUUUUUUCCCAUGCUCCUCUCCUCAUGAACUCCACCAUUCACUCGCCUCCACCGCCGAACCCGUGCUCCUUAACGUUCCGAAUCUCCACCCGGAACAGUCGUCGAUUCAGUUGCUCAGCUGCCUUGGACUUUGGCCAGAGGAGGCUAAGUUCGUCGGUAAUUCACAGGAGGAGGAUGGAGUGGUUUCGCAGCAUCAGCCGCGGUUGUUUUAGGAGCAAGGAGAGUAAAAGCGGGCUGAGAGUGGAGGACGAUAGUGGCGGCGAAGACGUGUUCGAUGCCUCAGCUGCCAAGUCUGGGGACCCUCCGGAGCAUCUUGUUAUCAUGGUCAAUGGCAUCGUUGGGAGUGCUGCUGAUUGGAGAUUUGCUGCAGAGCAGUUUGUGAAGAAGCUUCCUGAUAAAAUAAUUGUGCACCGCAGUGAAUGCAACUCUUCAAAAUUGACAUUUGAUGGUGUUGAUUUGAUGGGUGAGAGGCUAGCUGAAGAGGUAUUGGCAGUUGUCAGACAAAGGCCUGAGGUUCAGAAGAUCUCUUUUGUGGCUCACUCUUUAGGUGGUCUCGUUGCAAGAUAUGCUAUUGGCAGGCUCUAUGAGCAUUCUUCAAGGUUAAAUUCUUCAGAUCACUAUGGGAUCUCAUUAAGUGAAGAACAUACAAAGUCCUCACUUAAGCAGCCUUAUGAAGCUAGAAUUGCUGGAUUGGAACCCAUGAAUUUUAUAACUUUUGCAACCCCACAUCUUGGCUCAAAAGGACAUAAUCAGCUUCCCCUUCUCUGUGGUCUUCCUUUUCUUGAGAAGAGAGCCUCUCAAACUGCGCACUUAGUUGCAGGGAGAUCUGGGAAGCAUCUGUUCCUGACUGACAGUGAUGAUGGAAAACCUCCUCUUCUCCUUCGAAUGGUUAAUGACUCUGAUGACUUGAAAUUCAUCUCAGCUUUACGGGCUUUUAAGCGACGUGUGGCAUAUGCAAAUGCAAAUUAUGAUCAUAUGGUUGGGUGGAGAACAUCAUCGAUCCGGCGUCAACAUGAACUUCCAAAGUCCAAUCUUCUUGUGAUAGAUGAGAGAUAUCCACAUAUUGUGUAUGUUGAGCUAGAAACUAAAAGGAAUGGUAAAUCAUCUUCCACUGAUAGAAAUCAAACAAGCGAUUUGGAAGAGGAGAUGAUACGAGGACUCACUCAAGUACCCUGGGAACGUGUGGAUGUUAGCUUUCAAAAGAGUAGACAACGAUAUGUUGCUCAUACAACCAUUCAGGUGAAGAGCUACUGGUUGAAUUCUGAUGGAGCAGAUGUUGUUUUCCACAUGAUAGACAACUUUCUUCUCUAGUGUUUAACAAACAUGGCAUCAUCUGCUUGGUCAUUCAACAAUGGGUUAGAUCACUUAUUCUUUGGUGCACCAUGUACAGGGUCACACAUGAGGAUAUUAGUGUGUUUUUUUGUUUCAAUGUUGAAACAUCUGGGAUAUUGCAAAAUAGUUGCAACUUAUCUCACUAUCUCUUCAUUUGUAUAUUAGCUUUCUUUUGUAAGGAUGCUGUUAAUUUAUUUUCUAUUUAGAAAAAGAAAAUGGAAUUUGAUUUUUAAAUUGUGUUGUGAUGAUAACUGUCAUACAAUUAGUGUACUUUCUAAGUAGUGUCUAGAUAUGAGAUUCUAGAAUUUGGGAAAGAACUAAAAAUGAAAAUCAGAAUGAAAU